UUUGUCACAUGGUCUUCUGAUUGUGCUCUAUUCUUCCUUUUUGUCAUAAUGAGCAAAGUCCUUAUUACUGGAGCUUCUGGUCUACUUGGAAGAGCAAUAGUAAAUGAGUUUUUGAAUAAUUCGUGGGAAGUACUUGGUUUAGCAUUUUCUAGAGCUAGAGAUAAACUGAUUAAAGUUGAUUUAAAUAAUUUGGAUGAAGUAAAGGAAAUUAUUCAAAAGUUUAAGCCGACUGUAAUAAUUCAUUGUGCUGCUCAGAGAUCAGUUGAAAAAGUUGAGAAGGAUUAUGAGGAAAGCAAAAGAUUAAAUGUUGCAUGUUCAAAAAAUCUGGCAGAUUUAGCAAGUAAUGUAUAUGUACACAUACUUUCUAAUACAAGCUGCUUAUUAACAAGAUGCAUUUUUUUAUAUUUUAAAUCAUUUACUGAUCUUUAAUUUAUCGAGGGAUUUGCUUUUCAUGUAUACAUGGACUGUUCAGUUUAAAAGUGGGCAGCAUAUUUCAGAGUACAUAAUUUUCUUUGCUGUGUUUUUCUGGUUCUUAUAUUGUUCUGUUAUGUGUGAAAGAUUUAUAAAUUAGGCUGUUAGGUGGAGGAAUAAAUUCUUUGAAAGCAU
Stegodyphus dumicola is the source of this 606-nucleotide messenger RNA. RefSeq names its product methionine adenosyltransferase 2 subunit beta-like. Gene Ontology annotation, molecular function: methionine adenosyltransferase regulator activity. The record is from RefSeq and is a predicted model, not a curated record. Gene Ontology annotation, biological process: S-adenosylmethionine biosynthetic process. Lineage: Eukaryota; Metazoa; Arthropoda; Arachnida; Araneae; Eresidae. Gene Ontology annotation, cellular component: methionine adenosyltransferase complex.